GACACCCUGGGGCGGCAGGGACGGCGGCUCCGCUGGGGGACCCUCCCCCGGGCGAGGGGCGGGUUCGAGAGCUUGGCGCGCGCCCGCAGACCGGGCGACCACACAGCUGCGGCGCGAUGGCACCGGCCGGAGGCCCCGGGGCCAAAAGGGGUAUUUUGGAACGUCUGGAGAGUGGGGAGGUUGUGGUUGGAGACGGCAGCUUUCUUAUAACUCUGGAGAAGAGGGGCUACGUGAAGGCUGGGCUCUGGACUCCAGAAGCGGUGGUAGAACAGCCCGAUGCAGUUCGUCAACUUCACAUGGAAUUCUUGAGAGCGGGAUCAAAUGUCAUGCAGACUUUCACCUUUUCUGCCAGUGAGGACAAUAUGGAGAGCAAGUGGGAAGAUGUGAACGCCGCUGCCUGUGACCUUGCCAGGGAAGUGGCUGGCAAAGGUGAUGCUUUGGUGGCAGGGGGGAUCUGCCAGACAACGGUGUACAAGCACCACAAGGAUGAAGCUAGAGUUAAAAAACUCUUUCAACUCCAGCUAGAUGUUUUUGCCAGGAAAAAUGUAGACUUCUUGAUUGCGGAGUAUUUUGAGCAUGCUGAAGAAGCCAUGUGGGCUGUGGAAGUCUUAAAGGAGUUGGGCAAACCUGUGGCAGCUACCAUGUGCAUCGGCCCAGAUGGAGACAUGCAUGGUGUGCCACCCGGAGAAUGUGCUGUUAAGCUGGUGAAGGCAGGGGCAGCGAUUGUGGGCGUGAACUGCCGAUUUGGGCCCAGCACCAGCUUGAAGACAAUGAAGCUCAUGAAGGAGGGCCUACAGGCUGCGGGGUUGAAGGCGCACCUGAUGGUGCAGUCCCUGGGGUUCCAUACGCCGGACUGUGGCAGAGGAGGGUUUGUGGAUCUCCCAGAAUAUCCCUUUGGACUGGAGCCCAGAGUUGCAACCAGAUGGGAUAUUCAGAAAUAUGCCAGAGAGGCCUACAGGCUGGGGGUCAGGUACAUUGGCGGGUGCUGUGGAUUUGAGCCCUACCACAUCAGGGCGAUCGCAGAGGAGCUGGCCCCAGAAAGGGGAUUUUUGCCACCAGCCUCAGAAAAGCAUGGCAGCUGGGGAAGUGGUUUGGACAUGCACACCAAACCCUGGAUUAGAGCCAGAAGUAACGGAAUGGAAGGAGAUCCCCGGCCAGCCCCAUCUGGAACGCUUCCUUGCCUUCACCCCCAGCCCAGCCCAGCUUGCUGCCUCCAGCUGCUGAACAGCUAAUGUGCCGCUGGCCCUUCGGUUCAGUUCGACAUGUGCAUCUUGUGCCUCUGGUGCCCUCACUGUGGGUAAACACCCACCCAGAUGCGGCAGUGGAUGUGAAGGUGAUGGGAAAGGCCCCUGGGCUUCCAUCCGCUUCCUUACUGUCCAGUCAUGCUGUGGAACAUUCUCUGGAAGGUCAUCAAGAAUAGCAAAACUUGGGCUGCCUGGGUGGCACAGUCAGUUAAGCGUCUGACUUUGGCUCAGGUCAUGAUCUUACGGUUCUCGAGUUU
Suricata suricatta (meerkat) is the source of this 1501-nucleotide messenger RNA. RefSeq names its product betaine--homocysteine S-methyltransferase 2 (gene BHMT2). NCBI's taxonomy places the organism in Eukaryota, Metazoa, Chordata, Mammalia, Carnivora, Herpestidae. The transcript has 8 exons. Gene Ontology annotation, molecular function: zinc ion binding; betaine-homocysteine S-methyltransferase activity. The record is from RefSeq and is a predicted model, not a curated record. The coding region runs from base 117 to 1232 and encodes 371 amino acids.